AUGCUGAUGAUCAACUCCGUCCCGCUUCUUCUUCUUCUCUUGUGCUGGUGCCAAUCAGAAGCUCAGCAACGGUGUCAGUUGCUGCCACGUCAGACCAGCGCUCUUCAACGAUUCCGCGGCCUGAAUUCCACACUGCGGAUCCAGCGGUUAUUUCCGUGGUUGGCCUUCAUAUCCACUUCUGAUGCAUUGAGCAACAUCAACGCAUCCGCAACGCUGAUCCAUGUGGACGACAAUUUCUACAUCCUGACCGCUGCUGCGGCGGUACGUGACAAUGCUGAACUGGCAGAAUCGAAUAGAAUUUUUCUUGGAGCAUCUUCGCUGUGCGAUCCCAUUCCGCCUGACAGACGAGUGAAUAUUCAAUCAGCGAUAAUACAGCAAAGCAUACCUGCGUUUUCACUGAACGACAUGGCACUUGUUCGACUGAAGGAAGAAGACGAUUUGAAGAAGCGCAUUAUAUAUAGUGGUGAUAUUCAGGGUGCCUUCAUACCUGAUGGCCCUCAGGUGUUGAAGCCCGGUUUUCAGUUUAACAUGAUGGCGGUGGAAUAUGCUUGUUUGGCAGUGACGAAGUGCUGGCGAUUCGAAGUUGUUCAUCAAUCAGAGUGUCAGGCGUUAUUCCAAACCUUCAGCUGUCGAGCGCAUAUUUGCGCUAGGUUCAAGGGCAAGAAUCCUGACGACAUCUACAUCUAUCCAGGAAUGUCAAUCGUAUUCGGUGACGAUAAAGCGGCGUUCCUGUACGGAAUAAUUGUUGCGUCAAGCCGAUGGCACUACUUGAUUAAUAACGUCGUUGAACACCGCAAGUGGAUUGCUAGUGCUGCAUCUAUGUUGGCAUCGGUUCCAGGCGGCAGUUUGAGAAAGAUGACGGGUUAUCAGGCUGGAGAAGGCAGGUUAGCGCGAGCAACAUUACAGUGCCUUUUGCCGCAACGUGUCCGUAACGGUGGUCUGCGUUUCCGUGAUUUUAACUCGACGCAGCGCAUCCAGCGGUCAUUUCCAUGGCUGGUCUUCAUAUCCGACUCCGGUUCACUGACCGACAUCAACGCUGUUGGGACGCUGAUCUACGCAAACGACAAAUACUAUGUCAUCACCGCUGCCAACGCUGUACAUAAAUGGUAA
Soboliphyme baturini is the source of this 1110-nucleotide messenger RNA. The record is from the annotation of a GenBank genome assembly. Lineage: Eukaryota; Metazoa; Nematoda; Enoplea; Dioctophymatida; Soboliphymatidae.